Trichoderma citrinoviride is the source of this 1669-nucleotide messenger RNA. Its product is annotated as MFS general substrate transporter. Gene Ontology annotation, biological process: transmembrane transport. Gene Ontology annotation, cellular component: membrane. Lineage: Eukaryota; Fungi; Ascomycota; Sordariomycetes; Hypocreales; Hypocreaceae. The record is from RefSeq and is a predicted model, not a curated record. Gene Ontology annotation, molecular function: transmembrane transporter activity. The transcript has 4 exons. The coding region runs from base 1 to 1614 and encodes 537 amino acids.
AUGGCCACACAAGUACUGACGGAGCCGCAAUCGGUCGAGCUCCAGCCCGUCAAGGCCAAUGGCGGCCCGGCGGAAGCUGAAGCACUCUCGGAGCCGUCCAGUGGCUCUCCGCCCGCGACUCCAUGUCCUCCAGCAGACGACGCCAAACCGGCCAUCGUCCACUCCAAGUGGCGAGCCACGCUCGUUGUUGCGCAGCUGCUGGGCCUGAACCUCUUCAGCAGCUUCUGCAACGGCGUCGUUGUUGUCGGCCUGCCGGCAAUGGCGGCCUCUCUGCACAUUGACGAGGGGCUGCUUGUCUGGCCGACCUCGGUCUUCUACCUGACGGCAGGGUCGUGUCUGUUGCUGGCCGGCUCCAUCGCCGACGUCGUCGGCACCAAGACGAUGAGCCUGGUAGGCGCCUUCACUGCUGCCGUCUCCGCCAUGGCCUGCGGUCUGGCCCAAAGCAGCGGCCAGUUGAUUGCCUUUCGCGCUCUGCAGGGCAUCACAAACGCCAUCAUCGUGCCCUCGUCCGUCUCCAUCGUCUCGACCGGCUUGAGGGAGGGGAGGCCGCGCAACCUGGGCUUUGCGUGCCUGGGCUUUGCUGGCCCGAUUGGCUUCUCGCUUGGUCUGGUUCUGGGCGGUGUCUUUGCUGACAGCACGGGCUGGAGGGCCGCCUUCUAUCUUGCCGCAGCCACCACUUUCGCUUUGUUCUUGGCCGGUAUCUGGGUGUUGCCGAAGAACGCUGUCCGCCCCGGCGGAAAAUCGAUCUGGUCCCGGAUCCCGGCGGAAAUUGACAUCGUCGGGGCAAUCAUCGGGACCGCAAGCUUGGUCAUGCUGUCCUAUGUUCUCGCAGUCUUAUCCGCCGACAUCCACAGUAUUCACAAGGCAUCCACCAUUGCCCUGCUGGUUGUCAGUGUUGUCUUGAUCCCUGCGUUCAUAGGAUGGAUGCAGUACCAGGAAAAGCACCAGCGCAAUGCGCUCAUCCCCAACUCACUGUGGAAAAACUGGGUGUUUACAAGCUGUUGCCUGAUGGUGCUCUUCACCACGGCUGUAUGCAACUGCAUGGAGCUGUACAGCAGUCUGUUCUUCCAGAAAGUCCAGCGUCAUUCCGCACUGCACGCUUCACUGCAGAUUCUCCCGUCGCUCAUUUCUGGAGCAUUGACCAACAUCUCGACCGGCAUUUUUGUGAAUCGUAUGCCAGUCAUGUGGUCUGUACUCAUCUCCUCGACCAUCAGCGCAGUCGCACCGCUUCUCAUGGCCCUCAUCCAUCCCGAAUGGCCUUAUUGGUACGAUGCUUUCUUCGCCCAGAUUUUGACUCCAUUGAGCUGCGACAUCCUCUUCACCGUUGGCCUCCUCGUCGUGUCUGACGUCUUUCCCCCACACAUGCAGGCCUUGAGCGGAGCUGUCUUCAACACCUGUGCGCAGCUGGGUACAGCUAUUGGCCUGACCGUUACCUCGCUCAUUGCCACCUCUGUGACCAAUUCAUCUUCUGACGCGGAUAAAGAGUCGCCCGACGCCCUUAUGGAUGGGUAUCGCGCCGUCUUCUGGACCAUGUUCGCCGCCAUGGCAUUGACUUGUGUGCUGAGUGUGCUUGGAUUACGGACCGUCAAGCAGUUGGGGGUGAAGAGGGAUUGAGUGAGUGUAGACAGGCUUCGUUGCCUGUAAGACUAUAGUCUUGAAUAUAGAACCG